AAUAACAUGUUGAGGUGAGUCUCAGCAACUGAUCACGAUGGUGGCGAGUGAUGUGAUCCCCUGUCUCUCUCUAAUGGGGAUUAUUUUCGCAGUUGCUGGGGAUGCAUCUAUGAAAGUGAUCCAAUAUCCUGUAGACAAGACAGCAUUCGAAGGUGAAAGCGUUACCUUCGGCUGCAAGUUUGCCAAUAUUCAGACCACUUCAGAUUUAACCUUUUACUGGUGGAAGCAAGGAGAGCGCGAAUAUUUACAUACAAGUCCUGACAACAGGAAAAUAUUCAACUUCAAAACGUUCCAGCUCCUAAAUGUGAGUUUCCACGACUCAGGAGUCUAUAUCUGUGCAGUGAGCCGUCAGGGGAAAAUAGCAGCAAAUGGAACUGGAUCACGUUUAAUUGUACAUGUCCCCCCCACUCCACUGAAGAUGUUCGCCAGAGAUUCAGAAAUAGAUUCAACAAUGUCUCUGACACUUGUGUGUAAAACGGCUGCGUUUUUCCCAGAAGAUAUAACGCUGACCUGGAGUAAAGAUGACAAUGAAGUUAAAACUGGGAUAAAUUCCACUAAAGAAAGGAAUUCAAAGGGCCUUUACGAAAUUUCGAGCUAUUUGGAAGAGGCACAGACUGUACAGAGUGGGGUUGUUUAUACCUGUCUGGUAUCUCACACCAGCCUCCGGAUUCCAGCAGUUGCCAUCUAUGCAGUUUCUAAAUCCAAUACAGAGAGUGACGAUUAUCCUUCCAUUUUGCUGAUCGCUGGAUGUGCAGGGGGAGGCCUGGUAUUUCUGCUGCUUUUGAUCAUCAUUGGCAAAGAAUGCCAAUUAAAAAGAUAGAUCAAGCAAGGGGCAGAAGGAACAAGCUGACAUAUGCCUCUCAGGAUUUACAUCCUUCCAAUGAAAUGGGAAAACCUAAAACGUACCAUUAAGAAUACAGAGUAUGCAGCGGUCCAUGUGAGAAACCACGGAGGAGCAGCAGCAGCUAUCUGCAGGGAACCAAGAUCCAUAUAAUGCAACAGGCUCAGAAACUGUUAUUGGUGUAUAUUGUUUUCCACCAUAGUGAACAAUGUGCACAUUAUCCUGUGCUGCUUUUCUAUUUGCCCCUUUUUCAACCAUGACUCCAUUUAUUAUUUUAUUACAUUAUAUGUCUUCAGGAAAUGUUUUGUAAAGUUGCUUACGAUAUCUAUAAAACUGUACUUAAAUGCCAAACAUUAUUUUCAUGUGAAUCUGAUCAAUCCAUAAAGGUAACUACUGAAUUACUUGAUUAGAAAAAUAGUUCUUUAACUGCUACAAAACUAAAACCAGAGUACAAACAAUAGGAACUGUGGUGUAACAUGUUCAAUCAACCUUUCAAUAAAAACAAGUAAGUUGCAUAA
Molecule: messenger RNA, 1359 nt
Organism: Callorhinchus milii (elephant shark)
Lineage: Eukaryota; Metazoa; Chordata; Chondrichthyes; Chimaeriformes; Callorhinchidae
Product: tyrosine-protein phosphatase non-receptor type substrate 1-like
Exons: 5
Coding region: 38-820 (260 amino acids)
Biological process (GO): positive regulation of T cell proliferation; T cell costimulation; negative regulation of T cell proliferation
Cellular component (GO): external side of plasma membrane
Source: RefSeq, a predicted model, not a curated record